This is a messenger RNA of Aspergillus brunneoviolaceus CBS 621.78, 2202 nucleotides long. RefSeq lists its product as uncharacterized. NCBI's taxonomy places the organism in Eukaryota, Fungi, Ascomycota, Eurotiomycetes, Eurotiales, Aspergillaceae. The coding region runs from base 259 to 2202 and encodes 647 amino acids. The transcript has 2 exons. The record is from RefSeq and is a predicted model, not a curated record.
CAACACAUCUGCGGUAUACAUUCAUCUUUGUCUUCUCAAUUCUCUUCUCUCUCUCUUCUCCCUUCCUCAGUUCACCUCUCUCUCUUUCAUCCUUCUUCGUCAGCUUUCUACUUCACUCUUUGAUUCUCAUCAAUCAGCCUCGGUUUUGAGAAGCCUUUACUUGUCUCUACUUGGUUUCAACAUUUCCUGGAUUGACAGCCCAUCAACCGACUCAGCCUUCUCACGCCACAAGACACCACUUCAUAGCCAGAUAUCACGAUGAGUCGCAGCCACGAGCCUGACUUGAUUCUCAUGGACAGUGCCGACACCCUCGUUUACAUCGACGACACAGAACCACACGAUCGGUCAAGGUAUUCCUUGCAACCACAACGCGCAGUUACAAUUCCCCACAGAGUCCAUAGUCAAAGACUGCUGUCCACGGGUUCUGCCUACUUUCGCAAACUAUUUGAGCCUAGAGCUCAGUCUCGAGUUCUGAAGCGUCGCAAGCUAGAUGGGACGUUGCCUGACGGUGUGAAGUUUGUCAUUGACCUCACGCCGCCCACCACAGAUGAUGAAGGGGUGAGGUUUACUACAGAGCUUUCGUGUCCGCUAGGGUUACGAAAAUGGGCUCUUGCACAAAAUCGAUGGACCCUCCCAUCUCACCUUGUUAGUGGCAUAGACGAUGGACUUGAACACUCCAGUAGCAGUGACGAGCCCGGCAUCCCUGUUGAGUAUUCAGAGGCUCGCAACCGCCGAGGGAUCGCUCAUGUCCUCCAAGCCUUAGAAGGACUCAAGCCUCAGCUUAACACUCCGUGCAAGCUCUGGACGUUCCUUGCCUUGGCUAAGCUGUAUGGCAUCGCUCAUCAUCCACGGGUCAAGGUCCCGAUCUUGACCUGGAUUUACGAGGGUAGGAAUUCUCUACUCAUUGAAAUGCACCCAGAGAUUGCAUACGGAAUUGCUUGCUCUAUCCAAUGCGAAUACUUGUGCCAGGACUCAUUUUCGAUCUUGGUCGGAGAGGCAUCUUUGCGAUUGAUGGCGGAGCCGAACGCAACACUUACCCGCCCUUGGGAUUCGCACGAGACUCUGUACGGCCGGGUUCGGGAGGUCCUGGAUGAUGAGGACCGGCAGCGAGUGGAGUAUGCCAGUCAAAGCUUCAAGGACCAUGUCAUUUACACUUUUCUUGAGCUCGUUGGCAGCAAGAUGCAAUGGCUGGAGAGAUUGCCUGCGGUCCACAAAGUGCUCUUACACGAAGCAGGCGGCCCUCCUUGUCCUCUUGCAUCUAAGCUCAUCAGAUGUCUCAAGAACUAUGUGCGACACCAUAUUAUUGAUGCAUUAAAUACCGACCUGGUAACUUGGAAGGAAAUCUCAGUGCUUCAUGAGCCCGAUGAUGAUUACCCGGGAGAGCGAUUUCUGAAAGCUUAUACCAAGAUGCAUUACACCGAGCGCAUUAUGAGCCGAACUUUCUGGAAGAACCUCGGGUCAAAAAAUUGGAGCAAUCUCCUACCGUCAGCCUUCGUGUAUCUGCGCUCAGCCAACUCCAUCGCAAGUCAAUCGGUCGCCGAUCUGGGCCGUCAUCUACAGCCAUUUCGGGCGCAGGAAAAUACCAAGAUCGGACUUUUUGACACGGGUGACUUGGUUGGAGAAGUCAACCGUUACAACGCCCACACCGGCUCCGGUCGUCCCGUUUACGGCGCGGAUCUCAUUAUUGUAGGCGACACUGGAGAGCUGGAGUCAGCAUGGAACAACACCCUGGGGUACAUUGACUUUAACCCUCAGGAUUUUUUCAGCCAACUUUCUUCCUAUCUGCACUCAAUAUCAGACAGGAUGCGCGGGUCCUAUCGAUCUGAGAUGGAUCAGCUUAUUACCGACUGUGUCAGCUGCCUGACUGCGAAUGAAGUGAAGUAUCUUCCUUUGUGGGCGGGAGGUAACGACGAUGGUUCUGGAGGUGUCUUCGCCGACCUUGACAUUCCAAAUGCCGAGCUUGCAGGUUUCGCGACGCCGGGACCGGGGAUACAUAUGGGAAGCUCGGUUGCUUCGAAGCCGCUCUCAGACUAUUCUUCCACCAUGUAUGAGAGCACGGUGCAAGCUGCGUCGCACGGGGCGACAGGCGGAUUUGGUACGGAUGUCAUGUCGUUCAGCAUGGCAAGCGAAAGAAGCGGUAUUGAACAAUCUAUUGCAGAUUUUGAAGACUUGUCACUUGAAGAUGCGAUCCGGCCACUCUAG